GCUAGAUGGCGGUAAUUCACUAAGACAUUGUUUACCAACUACAUCAAUUUAACAGGAAGAAACCGGAAGAAGUGAAACUAGCUAACUGCUAACAAUCUGGAGGAGAACUUGACAUUGGGAGAAUGCGCGCCCCUCUGCGCUGGGUGCUGUGGGAUGUGAAGGACACCCUGCUGAAGGUGCGUACGUCUGUGGGAGAGCAGUACGCCAAGGAAGCGGAACACGUGGGUGUGAAGCUGAGUCCGGUGGAGGUUGGCGCUGCUUUUCAGAAGGUUCAUCGAAAUUAUUCCAGCAGAUAUCCAAACUAUGGAGUCUCUGAGGGCCUGGAUGGACAGGCUUGGUGGAUGGGAGUGGUAAAGGACACUCUGUACCAGUGCAGGGUCACAGAUCCAGAGCUGUUGAACACCAUCGCAUACAAUCUUUAUCACAACUUCUGCAGCGCAGAGAACUGGGAGGUCUAUCCAGACACGAGGAAAGCCCUGGAGAGCUGUUCCUCUCUGGGGUUGAAGCUGGCCGUGGUUUCCAACUUCGACAACCGCCUUGAAGCUAUUUUGCGAAGCUGCGGCCUGCUGUCGCAUUUCAGCUUUUUAGUAACGUCAGAGGGAGCCGGCGUGGCGAAGCCAGACCCGGACAUUUUCCAUCAGGCCCUGCAGAAAUGUGGAGCGUCCGCUGACAGCGUGGCUCACGUCGGAGACCAUCAUGUCAACGAUUACCUGGCCUCUCGGUCCGUGGGCAUCCGGGGAUUUCUUUUAGACAGAGACGGCAUGCAGAAGGCGGUUUCCGUUCCUCGGGAGCACCGGCUGGCCUCGUUGGAGGAGCUGCCGUCACGACUUCAGCAACAUACUGAAUAGUGGCAAAGCAUGAAUGUAUGUGUUUAGUUUUAUCAUUUGUAUUUCUUUGUUCUGUAAAUAAACAGGAAACAAAGUUAAUCCAAAUAAACUAAUAAGUUUUUCCAUCAGCACCUUUUAAAGUAUCUGUAAACUGCUGGUUGGAUGAGAUUUUUCAAUGAAAGCAUUAAAAAUGUUUAAAUUCA
Oryzias melastigma (Indian medaka) is the source of this 1030-nucleotide messenger RNA. RefSeq names its product haloacid dehalogenase-like hydrolase domain containing 3 (gene hdhd3). The record is from RefSeq and is a predicted model, not a curated record. Lineage: Eukaryota; Metazoa; Chordata; Actinopteri; Beloniformes; Adrianichthyidae. Bases 123 to 848 code for a protein of 241 amino acids. The transcript is spliced from 3 exons.